This is a messenger RNA of Aspergillus pseudotamarii, 1530 nucleotides long. Its product is annotated as major facilitator superfamily domain-containing protein. The transcript is spliced from 10 exons. The coding region runs from base 1 to 1530 and encodes 509 amino acids. Gene Ontology annotation, molecular function: transmembrane transporter activity. Lineage: Eukaryota; Fungi; Ascomycota; Eurotiomycetes; Eurotiales; Aspergillaceae. The record is from RefSeq and is a predicted model, not a curated record. Gene Ontology annotation, cellular component: membrane. Gene Ontology annotation, biological process: transmembrane transport.
AUGGAUGGUACCAAGGACUCCGGAACCCAUCACAUCGAGCAAUAUGUCGUGGACAACCCCAAGGACCAAAACCAGGGGUCAAUACCGACGGCCUUGAUUGAUUGGUCUCCAGAAGAGAGAAGGCAACGGGAAAAAACACUGGUCAGGAAAAUUGACACCCGACUAUUGAUAAUCAUGUUGGUUAUGUAUAUCCUCAACUACUUGGAUCGCAACAACAUUGCAGCGGCAAAGUUGGCUGGACUGCAAGAUGACCUAAACCUCAAAGGGGAACAAUACCAGGUCUGCGUUAGUAUCUUGUUUGUCGGAUAUCUCCUGAUGCAAGUGCCUUCGAACAUGAUUCUCAACAAAUUCGGCAAACCUUCGAUUUACCUGCCAGGCUGCAUGGUUGUAUGGGGUGUCAUCUCGUGUUUGACUGCAGUCACGAAGGACUUCGGGGGCUUGCUAGCGGUCCGAUUCUUCCUUGGGUUUGUUGAGGCAGCUUAUUUUCCCGGCUGUCUCUAUCUCCUAUCAGCGUGGUAUACAAGGAAGGAAUUGGUUAAACGGACCGCCCUACUAUACGCCGGAUCAUUGAUUUCAGGCGCAUUCUCAGGCUUAAUCUCCGCUGGUAUUACAAGCGGCUUGAAUGGCGCCCGAGGUAUCGCAGCAUGGAGAUGGCUUUUUAUUAUAGAGGGCUCACUGACGAUUUUUGUGGCUUUAUUCGCUUUCUUUAUCGUUCCAGAUCUUCCCAGGACUACACCCUGGUUAAGUGAAGAUGAGAAAGUGCUUGCGGCCUGGAGACUAGAAGAAGAUAUCGGCGAAGAUGACUGGGUGGAUAGUGAGCAUCAAAGCAUAUUCCACGGUGCAAAAAUUGCUAUCUUGGACCCAAAAACCUGGCUACUGCUUGGCGUCAUCUACGGUUGUACAUCAUCUGGUGCUGUAACCACUUUCUUCCCAAGUGUGAUGUCUGGACUUGGCAAGAACAACAUUGAUACUCUACUCCUGAUGACCCCACCGUAUCUCAUAGGCACAAUUAUUGUGUUGAUCCAUGCUUGGAAUGCAGACCGUACAGGAGAACGAUACCUUCAUCUUUGCCUUCCACCAAUUUUUGCUAUUGUAUCCUUCAUCCUAUAUAUGGCAGGAAACAACUUUGCCGCUCGUUAUGUCGCAAUGUGCAUCAUGCUAGGUAGUAUUUAUGCCAGCUACGUUGUUGCCCUCGGAUACAUUUCAAACAUUCUGCCGCGCCCCGCCUCCAAACGUGCAGCUGCUUUGGCCUUUAUCAACUGUCUCAGUAACGUGGCCCAAAUCUACACGCCUUACCUUUACCCUGAUUCGGCCGCGCCUCGAUAUAUUACCGCUUUCAGUGUCAAUAUCGGGAUGUGCAGUAUGACGAUCAUAUUUUCGACUAUCCUUCGCAUUUAUCUCGGGAGAUUGAACAAGAAGCUCGAUCAAGAGGAGGGUGCUGAUUUGCCCCCGUCUGCCGGUCCUACUAGUAGUGGAGGACAUGAUGUGUCUGAGUUGGUCGUCAACCGGGGCUUCCGGUUUUUGCUUUAG